Messenger RNA from Brassica rapa (field mustard), 843 nucleotides. Its product is annotated as MLP-like protein 31. NCBI's taxonomy places the organism in Eukaryota, Viridiplantae, Streptophyta, Magnoliopsida, Brassicales, Brassicaceae. Gene Ontology annotation, biological process: defense response. The record is from RefSeq and is a predicted model, not a curated record.
AACUCACAAGAUAACUCACUCUCCUAAAAUCCUAACCAUCUAUUUUCCCAAGAUAAGAAAAAACCAUGGCAGAGCCGUCUAGUUUGCUGGGGAAGCUUGAGAUAGAAGUGGAGAUCAAAGCUUCGGCUGAGAAGUUCCAUCACAUGUUCGCAGAGAGACCACACCAUAUCCCGAAAGCAACUCCAGGCCACAUUAAGGGAUGUGAUCUGCACGACGGCGAAUGGGGAAAAGUUGGCUCUAUCAUCGUCUGGAACUACGUUCAUGAUGGAGAGCCAAAGGUGGCGAAGGACAUAAUAGAAGCUGUGGAUCGGGAGAAGAACCUGUUCAAGAUGAGGGUUAUAGAAGGUGAUCUCAUGAAAGAGUACAAGAACUUUGUGUUGACGAUCCAGGCGACCCCUAAGCAUGAAGGGUCCGGAAGUAUUGUGCACUGGCACAUUGAGUAUGAGAAAAUUAGUGAGGAGGUGGCUCACCCUGAGACUAUUGUCCAGCUCCUUACUGAAAUGUCCCAAGGGAUCGACGAACAUCUCUUGACCGAAGAAUAGAGGACCCCUCCUCGUAUGUGUGUGUGUGUGUUUGCUCUCGUCUUAAGGAUGUUUGCUUAAUUAUGUAUUUGAAAUAAAUAAUGAGCGGUGCCUGAGUUUGUCUAAGAGAAUAAGAGAUAUAUGUUGGUGUGACAUGCGUGUACGUAUGCAUACUACAACAGUCGUCAGUUAUGUUUGAAGUUUUUAAUAUGAAACGAUGUGUAGUAGGAGUGUAGCUACAAGGCUACUUAAAGUUUAUGUAUGCUACUACGGUACUACCCUACCCACCACGUUGGCUAUAAUAUAAUAUUUUUUCUUAUUA